UUUUUGGGCCUGUUUAUUCGGAAGCUUGUGUCUGCGUGGCAGAAGGUCGCGUGUUAUUGGUAGGCUGAGUGGCCUCAUGAGCGGCGAUUCCAUCUGCGCCGUCGCCAGUCCAUGAUAGCGCAAAAUUCUUCUGCUAGGAACUUUUCUUGUCAAUCAGUCAUAAUUUUUCUCAACACUGUCACUUACCAGGUUGCCACAGAAAGCUCACAAUAUGGCGUUUCUGAGAGGGUUUCUGGGAAACCUGCGAUCGCCUCGAAUGGAACCGGAGCCUCACAGGGUCGUGGAAGUGAAGCCAGAGGAGUACACCCAAUGCCUCGUGGUUGCCCGCGAAGACUCCUUAGUGUUGUAUGGCUGCGCUUCUGACGGUGACCAUAAAAAGGAGCAUUCGACGUACAGCAUUAUUCUACACCGCGAUGUUAGCCGCUUCCCGCACACAGCUUUCAGCCUCCUACGCACCAAGGAAUUGGAAGAAGCCGAAGAGGUGUUUGACCAGCUCAAGGACAAGCUACCGAUGCUGUUCGAGAGAAUAUCAGAUGGGACGACACGAGACCUUGUGCAGGAGGCGGUUGCCUUGGUCCACUCGUACCCCUCAUGGACACCGGCUCACCUAGCGGCACACCUUGGUCUCAUCGACUGCUUCAAGGACCCUAGAGUGGCAGCCCAGAUCAACGAGGUGACCAACGACAACUGCGUGACUGCUCUGCACGUGGCGAUACGGGCCCAGAAACUCUCAUCCGUACAGGUACUAAUGGCCAUGGAUGCAAGGCUAGACAUCGUUGACCAUAACGGGGAUACCAUCUAUCAUGCCGCCGCUGUCACCAAUAAAGAUAUCAUCAAGGCUCUGUCAUCACGCCCUGUGCCUUCUGCCGUUAUUAACCAAGUGAACAAGGACGGCUACACCCCGCUGCAGUUGGCUUGCCUGAUGGACAAGCCGAAAUGCGUGAGGGAACUCCUCAAGGAAGGCGCCGACGUUAAUUCUGCUUCCGUUAACCUGUGUCCCGAUCGCAACAAUGCCACCACCACUGUCUGCGUUGGGCGAGACCACGUGGAACAGAACGAGCACAAUUUUCAGAUUGAAGAUAUGAAGCACGGAGGAACGCCACUGCAUUGGGCAAAGACCACUCAGUUCCUGGAGACCAUGAUUGACCUAGGAUGCGACGUUGACGCCAAGAACUUCCAGGGUAACACUGCUCUGCACAUCAUGGUGGCACGCAACAGGCUAGCUUGUGUCAUCAGUCUUCUCAGUCAUGGAGCCAAUGCCAAUGCGAUGGGAAGCGACGGCGACACACCCCUGCACACCGCUGUCAGAGUUGCUAUGCCUACGAACGAUGACAGACUACUUUUCUUGGAACAAGUUUCCAAGACGAAGAAAUCGAAGCCGAAAGCAGAACUGCCAAAAAGCGACGUGUCACUGAUCCAGGCCCUGAUCAUUUUUGGAGCAGACGUCAAUCAACCAAAUCAACGUGGGGAGACUGCACGCCAUCUGGUGUCCAUCUCUCAACAGCAGCAGACUGGCAAGGACCACUGCGUCCUCUACACGUUGCACGCCGUCGGUGCGAAACGCUGCGAGAUCAAUAGAGGUUGCGCUGAAGGGUGCGCGCCUGACGGCACAUACGACGGCACACCCCCGGAGAAGCCAAAUUUUAUCAAAGCGCCGCAGUUCUAUGACAAGAUCCUGGGACCGACGAUCGUGAAGGCCGCUCUAAAUCGUCGUCACGAAGAACUGCGAUCUGGCCGUCCUCGCAAGAAUGGUCGUCUGCUGUGCCUUGACGGCGGAGGCAUCCGAGGUCUAAUUAUUAUUCAGAUGCUGAUCACCCUCGAGUCCAUCCUCGGUUGCGCUGUCAUUGAGUGCUUCGACUGGGUGGCUGGUACCAGUACGGGAGGAGUCCUUGCUUUGCUUCUGGCUUGCCGUAAGACACCACGGCGAUGUCUGCAGCUAUACUUCAGCCUCAAGGACAAAGUGUUCAUUGGGACUAGACCUCAUGACGCUGAGUCAUUGGAGCGAUUCCUGCAGAAAGAGGUCGGCGAGAACACAGUCAUGACAGAUAUCAAGCAUCCAAAAUUGAUUAUAACGGGAGUUUUGGCUGAUCGACAUCCUGCAGCCUUGCACCUGUUCCGGAACUACGACUGCGCGAAAAAAAUCCUCGGUCUCUCUGCGAGCGACUCGGAGUUUAGGCCUUGCACACCGCCAAACGAGCAACUGGUGUGGCGAGCAGCGCGUGCAUCCGGGGCAGCGCCGACAUACUUUCCUCCUUUUGGCCGCUACCUGGACGGUGGUCUCAUAUCUAACAACCCGACCCUCGAUGCAAUGACGGAGAUCACCGAGUACAAUGAAGCACUAAAAGCUACGGGCCAGGAAGAAAAAGUGCAGCCUAUGGAAGUUGUGGUGUCCAUCGGAACGGGCAAGGCUCCUGUGGUGCCCAUAGCAGCAGGCACCUUGCACACGGGCACUGGGUUCUUCGGUGCCGCCAAAAUGGCUUUCGGAGCUAAGGCCCUGAGCCAGUUGAUCAUCGACCAAGCGACGCAAGCGAACGGUCGUCUUGUCGACCGUGCCCAAGCUUGGUGCAGUGCCAUUGAUGUGCCCUACUUCCGCGUCAAUGCUCCCAUCUCAGAGGACGUCAGCCUCAAUGAGACGGAUAAUCGGCUCCUCGUUCGAGUUCUAUGGGAGACCACGGUUUAUAUGAGAGCUCGAAGGACCCAACUCGAAGAAUUGGCCGAACUCAUCCGGCCAGAUAUUGCACGAUAGACCCAAAAUUGUGUAUUUCCGAUCUGUACCGGAUACUUCCGAACUAAUCUAAGAAUUACUUACGUUACAAUGAUUUCACGUCACAAAACGCGACGUACAAUAGUAGUAGGUGGAAUAUAUUUUUACAAGUUCCUGAACGCGAGUAUCAAAAUCUUUCUCUAGAAUGCACAAAGCUUUAUUUAGACAUAUUAAAUAACUGACUGCACCAAA
Ornithodoros turicata is the source of this 2956-nucleotide messenger RNA. Its product is annotated as 85/88 kDa calcium-independent phospholipase A2-like. Gene Ontology annotation, biological process: lipid metabolic process; positive regulation of ceramide biosynthetic process. The record is from RefSeq and is a predicted model, not a curated record. Lineage: Eukaryota; Metazoa; Arthropoda; Arachnida; Ixodida; Argasidae. The transcript has 16 exons. Gene Ontology annotation, molecular function: protein binding. Gene Ontology annotation, cellular component: mitochondrion. Bases 212 to 2746 code for a protein of 844 amino acids.